AUGUCAAAUAACUAUGAAGAUGGAGGAGUUUACUAUGAUCCUGACGAAAACAUGUUCAAUAACGAUGAAGAUGGAGGAAUUUACUUUAAUCCUGAAGACCAAGAACUCAUCAAACUGCAUCUACUACCCAAGUUAGAAACGUACCGAAAACCCAAGUCAAAAGAUGAAGAGUGUGAAGACUUCAUCGAGAUGAAGAACGUUUACGAUAAGGAGCCAUGGUUGCUGGACCAUACCAAUCACCCUUUGUUCAGGAAGAACGAGUGGUUUUAUUUCGUGACAAGGAGUCAAGUGUCAGUGAAGAACAUUGGUCGUGGUAGGAACUCGAAGAGGAGGGUCAAUGGAGACAACGAUGGUGGGAGUUGGAAGCCUAACGCUAAAAAAUAUAUUGAGGACGAAGAAACAGGGGAGACCAUAGGGAAAAAGCAAACCCUAAAGUUCACGAAAAGCGACAAGAAGAAGCAGAAGAGAGGAGACGGCACUUCUGUUGUUGUUCCCGGGAGCAAUAGUAGCUGGAUUAUGCACGAGUAUUCGCUACCUGACGAAAAUACGUUUCAAGAACUGGUCCUGUGCAAGAUUCGCAAGAUAAGCAAUUCUAAGGAUGAAGAUGAUCAUCAUGAGUCUAUUCCAGCUUCUUCCUCGGAGCCGCAGCGGACCAAUACCGAUCACGAGAUUGCUCCAGCUCCUUCGUCCUUGGAGCAUCAAAAGCCGUUAUUAUGCCAUCGUGGAGAAGCAAACAUGGUUCAUCAAAAAGAAGAUACGACCGCAGUGAUCCAGAUGGUUCCAAGAAGAUCGUCACAUCGGGAUGAACAUGUUGAGGCCAUGGAGGUGGCACAUAACGUAGAAGAAGACGGUUCGAUUGGAGAUCUCUCUGACAAAUUGGCAAGCACUGGAUUAGAUGAUCAACAACAAACACCAAUCUACGCUGCUCCUCCAGCUAGGCCUGGCGAUAGAUCUCUACCAAUAGAUGUGGAUAAAUCUGAUGAUGAUGAUGAAGUGAUGAACCAAGAGCUUGAUACACAUCUUUUCUAG
Molecule: messenger RNA, 1029 nt
Organism: Raphanus sativus (radish)
Lineage: Eukaryota; Viridiplantae; Streptophyta; Magnoliopsida; Brassicales; Brassicaceae
Product: NAC domain-containing protein 1
Exons: 1
Coding region: 1-1029 (342 amino acids)
Biological process (GO): regulation of DNA-templated transcription
Molecular function (GO): DNA binding
Source: RefSeq, a predicted model, not a curated record